UGUUUUCUAGCUUUGCAUCGCUUACAAGACCGAACAAACACACGCCGACCAAGCAUUUGUAUGGGCGAUUCACGCUCUGUAGGCUCCGUAAUGGCGGAAACAAGCCUCCCUUUCCGGACGUGACGUUGGUAAUCAGUAACCUGCGCCACCAAUGUGCUGUCAGCACAUUUAUUGUUUACGAAAUCUAUAUGCGCAGUCUUGUUGGGCAACAGCUAAAGUCUUCGCGCGACGAUCUUGUAUUUCAAUUAGGCAUAUGUAGGUACCUUGGUAUCAGUCAGUAAUUAUAACCAGGGUUUCAUACAGCCUUUAUUAAGAAAUUAUUUCUUCAGUGUAUAUUUCAGCUUAUGAUACUAUUAGUAAGUUUACUUUCGUCUGUGUCUACGCAAUUGGAUAAAUAAGAAAACCAACACUGUGUGCUUAAGCAACUGCACUAUUUUUGUAAGCUCCUUUGUCACAAUCCUGCCAACAGUUAGAAUAAAUUGCGUCAUUAAAUGUGCAGCAUUUAUUUUAUAACAAUUAACACAUGCUGUAAAAGGUAUAAUGACCAUCGAAGAAUCUUUAAAGUCAAGUGAAAGUUUAGCUUUUCCACACGAAGUUCCACGAAAGAAGUUUUAUGUGCGACAACGAUACGUGCUUGCUUCCCUUGGUUUUAUGGGCUACUUUCUAAUCAGUUGUUUACGAAACUGUAUAAACAUCACGAUAUUGUCGAUGGUGCGCUGGAACAAUACAGAGACCAAUGUCACAGAUGCGGUUAAUGCGUCCAUUGAGAAAUCUGAAGGUAGUUUCGAUUGGAGCAGCGACCAAGAAGGACUAUUUCUCGGCGCCUACUUUUACGGAUACGUCUGUACCAACAUUUUGGGCGGAUGGCUUGGAAAUAAGUUCGGUUUCCCGAUAGUUUUCGGAUUACCCGUUUUUAUCUCCGCCCUUCUAAGCAUUGCAACCCCUAUUGCAGCUUACACUAGCUUUCCACUCGUUAUAGCUUGCCGAGUACUCAUAGGCUUGGUUCAGGGAGUAGCAGUUUCUUCUUAUCAAUGUUGUUGGAGCUCUUGGGCGCCACCUUUCGAGCGUAGUAUAUUAAAUUCCAUUGCUUUGUCCGGAGUUCCGUUUGGACUUGGAUUCGUUUAUCCAUUUGCUGGGUAUAUUUCUGAAACUAUUGGCUGGGAAGCUGUAUUUUAUGUACUAGGCGGUGUCACAAUCGGUUGGUCAGUGGUUUGGAUAAUAAUCGUCUCUGAUUCACCACGCACGAACAGAUGUAUAACUGCAGCAGAAGUUGCUUACAUAGAAAAUAGCAUCGGUUUUACCAUCGAGGACAUGCAAUCACAAGACGUGCCUUGGGGAGCAAUAAUGAGAUCACGGAGUGUGUGGGCAAUAUUUGUUGCCCAUUUCUGCGACAAUUGGAGUGGCUACACUUUCAAUGCCAUUUUGCCAACUUUUAUGUCCAGGAUAUUUAAUUUCAAUGUGUUCCAAAGUGGGGCCGUAAUGACAGCUCCGUACAUAGCUCAGUUUGGUGUGAGCAUUCUUGCAGGUUACAUAACCGACGCUGCUCGAAAACGGAAAUGGAUAAGUACCUGUGUAGCUCGCAAAGUGAACACUAUCAUUGCGUUGAGCUUCCUAAAUAUUUUUAUGAUCAUUGGAAGUUACUGUGCAACUGAUAGUACGACCGUUGUGGUCUUACUGAUCGUCGGAGUGUCUCUCAGAGCAUUUACGUACCCUGGACACCUUUCAAACUUCGUAGACAUCGCACCCAUGUACGCUGGAGUGAUUUUUGGAAUAUCAAACACCAUUGCUUCUGUACCCGGCUUUCUCGGGCCUCUCACAGCUGGAUUAGUUAUCACAGAUAAGCAUUAUGCAAUUUCCUUAGACAUCUAUCAGCCAAUGGCAAACUAUGUUCUGGAUAAACGGAGCGUUCGGUUUCUUCGGUUCGAUUUUCUUUUUCUUUUUUGGAUCUGGAGUGGAGCGGAAAUGGGCACAAAGAAAAGUCCCCGAAGAGGAAAAAGAAAUAAAUGCGAACCUGAAAAGUGCUGACAUCAGAGAUGACGAGUGCUGAUGUUGUUUCUAUUUC
This is a messenger RNA of Ciona intestinalis (vase tunicate), 2062 nucleotides long. The record is from RefSeq and is a predicted model, not a curated record. Lineage: Eukaryota; Metazoa; Chordata; Ascidiacea; Phlebobranchia; Cionidae.